This is a messenger RNA of Lactuca sativa (garden lettuce), 528 nucleotides long. Lineage: Eukaryota; Viridiplantae; Streptophyta; Magnoliopsida; Asterales; Asteraceae. The record is from RefSeq and is a predicted model, not a curated record.
AUGGAAAACAGGUAUGAAUAUUUCCAAAUAAGGCAUGAUGCGAAAGGUGAACGAGGUUUUACAGGGUUGCAAAAAUGUGUUGCUGCAAUCAAGCUUAUGUCAUUGGAAGAGUCGUCCGAUUCUAUUGAUGACUAUAUGAGAAUCCAUCUCAAAUCGGCCAAAGAUGAGAUUGACCAUCUCGAAUCGGUCACUAUUGUUGCUUUCAUCAUCGUCUCAAUGCCUCCAAAAUCCGCGUUCGGCUCCACCUCCAACAACCCCAAUGUCACCCUCAACGAUCAAUUGCAAGUUUUAAUCUACACCGCCACCAACCACCGUCUCGACGCUAUCUCAGAAAAUUUGUCCAAUUUGAUCGACAUGCCCACCAACCAACACGUCAACCAGCCUCCGCCGCCAUCGCUGCCACCACCAUUGCCAACGACCCCGUCACCGUUAACACCGUCGACAAUCCCAUUGCAACCAGUCGAAUUGAAACCACCAUUUCCGUCACCAAAGGAACUGCUCCCACAACCGCCACUAAUAACUACCUAG